AUGGCUGUUGCACAUUCAUGCAUUGUCAGCUCUGUUCGCUCAUCCUCACGUCACUGUGCAGCAUUCACAACAAGCCAAGUAGUUGCUAUUUCUACGCGCUGUGCGAGCGAGCCACAGUGCACUAUUCUUCGUGCAGCCAGCCUGCUUCAGAGGUUCCGAGACUCCCUCCUAUCUACCCGCGCAGAUACCAUAGACACAUACCGCCCGAUGCGACUACUGUAUACCGCAAGCAAUGGGAAACUUGAAUGGACGGAGGACCUUAUUGAGGAUAUUCCUCCCUACGCGAUCCUGUCGCAUACUUGGGAAAAGCACGAGGUGGUCUUCAACAGUCUGAAGAGCCUUGAUAAUGUAGAAGACAUUGAUGCAAAGUGGGCAGCUAGUUGGCGCAAGAUUCGCUUCUGUGCACAACAGACAGAGCGUGACGGUCUGCAGUACUUCUGGAUAGACACCUGCUGCAUCGACAAAUCAAACAAUCAAGAGCUCCAAGGGGCGAUCAACUCUAUGUUUUGCUGGUAUCAGAACGCACAGAAGUGUUACGUCUACCUUUCAGAUGUCGAGUCUAACGCUCCUGAUGCGGAUAGUGAGUCGAGCCGGAGGUGGAAGCCGGCCUUCAGGAAGAGCAGGUGGUUUAGAAGAGGUUGGACACUCCAGGAACUACUUGCUCCUGCAUCGGUAGAGUUUUAUUCCAGUGAUGAAGAACUAUUGGGGGACAAGAACUCUUUGAAAGACACUAUCCACGAGAUUACAGGCGUUGCCAGCGAUGCUCUGUUGGGGAAGCAGCUCUCGGAAUUCAGCGUACAAGAGCGGUUCUCUUGGGCAAAAAAUCGCCAGACGAGAUACCCAGAAGACGAGGCAUAUUGCCUCUUAGGUAUAUUCGAUAUUCAUCUUCCCCUGAUCUACGGCGAAGGCAAAGAGCAUGCCCUGAAGAGGCUUGAUAAAGAAAUAAGGGAGCCUUCCGCGUACGUCAUGCGUGUUCAAAAGAACCUUGGAAAGAUCUACAGUUGGCUCGGGGCGCCUGACCCGUCCACCAACUAUCACAAAGCGGACAAGCAGCGACAGACUGGGACUGGGCUAUGGCUGCUGAAAAGUGCAAAGUUCAAAGAUUGGAAGGAGAGUGCAGCGUCGCAACUAUGGCUGUAUGGGAUCCCAGGGUGUGGAAAGACAAUCCUUAGCUCCACUGUCAUCAAGGAUCUGCAGCAGCAUUGUCGUAAUAACGUUCAUAUGGUAACGGCGUACUUUUACUUCGACUUCAACGACAUACAUAAACAGGACGCAGAGCUGAUGCUCUGCUCGUUGCUCUGCCAGCUUGUGCAGUCUUCGGUUGUUGUACCCGAGAGCGUUGACGCGUUGUUCUCAUCUUGCAACAACGGACAGCGAAAACCCUCUGCGAAUGCGCUUUUAGAAGUAAUACAGCAGGUAACAAAAGGGUUCACGCAAGUCUACUUUGUUCUUGAUGCUCUUGACGAAUGUGCACAACGCAAAGAACUGAUGGAUAUGCUCGAAACAGUGGCUGGGUGGCAACUUGGCAAUGUGCAUCUGCUUAUUACCAGCCGAAAAGAGCGGGAUAUCGAGGGUUCCCUGGAGGUUUACAUCAAGGAAGAGGAGACUGUCUGUCUUCAGAUGGACGUAGUAAAUAAGGAUAUACAGCGAUACGUUCGACAAAGGCUGUCUGACAAUAAGCGCUUAGCGAAAUGGAACAAGAACGCUGCUACUAGGGAGGAGAUUGAGACAGCACUAAUGAGUGGAGCUCACGGGAUGUUUCAAUGGGUUGCAUGCCAGCUAGACACGCUAGAAACGUGUUGCAAUCAGACGAUGUUGCGUAAGUCUCUUGCCACUCUACCCCGAACACUAGACCAGACAUACGAACGCAUUCUCUCCGCAAUAAGCGACGAAUAUUCCGAGUAUGCUAUGCGCAUUCUGCGCUGGCUGACCUUCUCUGCGCGGCCGCUAUCCGUCGAAGAGAUCGCUGAAGUUGUCGCCAUCGAUGUCGCGCGCGACCCAGCGUUCGACCGUGAUGAGGUGUUAGAAGACCCGCUAGAAGCGCUCAACAUCUGCUCUAGUCUAGUCACUAUUACAUCGAACAGGGCGAAAAGAGAAUCAAGCCCUGUCAAACAAAUCAUUACUCUAGCACACUUCUCAGUGCAAGAGUACCUUGUGUCGGACAGGAUCAAGCAAGGUUCAGCAAAGCAGUAUAGCAUGCAAGAGGUCGAAUGCCACAACGUCAUAACAACAGGUUGUCUGAAGUACCUGCUUCAACUACAGCCGCCAAAGUCAAAAAUAGCCGUAGAGCAGGCCGCGUUGGCACGCUACUCAGCAGAGUUCUGGAGUAGCCAUCUUCGAAAGGUAGAAUACGAGAUGGAAGAUUUAUGUCGGCUAGGCAUCAGGUUACUAGACAUUAAAGAACCUGCAUUUCUCACAUGGCUGCGUUUAUACAAUCCCGAGGAUCCCUGCACGCAGCCAGACUUGGAUAGGAGUCUAGACAGCGUGCCUGAGCCGCUAUACUACGCAUCACUGUUAGGCUUGAGUACAGUCACAAGACUGCUCGUCGACAAGGGCGCCAAUAUUAACGCACAGGGUGGAAACGAAGGCGACGCACUUUGUGCGGCCUCAUCAAAAGGUCAUAAGCAGGUAGUCAAAAUACUGCUUGAAGCAGGCGCCAAUGCUAAGGCGUGUAUUAUAGGACAUGGCAGCGCUCUACAGUCAGCCUCAAUUAUGGGCCACAAGCAGGUAGUCAAGAUACUGCUUGAAGCAGGCGCCAAUGUUAAUGCGCAAAGUCAACGAUACGGCAGCGUACUACACGCAGCCUCAUGGGCAGGCCAUGAGCAGGUAGUCAAGAUACUGCUUGAAGCAGGCGCCAAUGUUAACGCGUGUAUUCCAGGACAUGGCAGUGUCCUGCACGCAGCCAUGCAUAGCAGCAACGUCCUGCACGCAGCCAUACGUAGCAGAAACGUCCUGGACGCAGCCUUACGUAGCAGAAACAAGCAGGUAGUCAGGAUACUGCUUGAAGCGGGCGCCAAUUUUAACACGCAAACUCAACUACACAGCACCGUACAACAAGCAGCCUCGUGGAGAGACAAUGAGCAGGUAGUCAAGAUACUGCUUAAAGCAGGCGCCAAUGUUAACGCGCAAAGUCAACCAUACGGCAGCGUACUGCACGCGGCCUUAUUAAAAGGUGACAGGCAACUAGUCAAGAUACUGCUUAAAGCAGGCGCUGAGGUUGAAGUGUAG
This is a messenger RNA of Plenodomus lingam JN3, 3228 nucleotides long. Lineage: Eukaryota; Fungi; Ascomycota; Dothideomycetes; Pleosporales; Leptosphaeriaceae. The record is from RefSeq and is a predicted model, not a curated record.